Molecule: messenger RNA, 624 nt
Organism: Letharia lupina
Lineage: Eukaryota; Fungi; Ascomycota; Lecanoromycetes; Lecanorales; Parmeliaceae
Exons: 2
Coding region: 1-624 (207 amino acids)
Source: RefSeq, a predicted model, not a curated record
AUGCCUAUAACACGGGAAGAAAGCGACGCGUGGCUUAUCAUGCAAGGAGAUACUCAAGAGAGACUCGAUAGGAUCCACGCAGAAGCCGACGCAAUGCGCGCAAGGCUUGAGGCUGAAGGACGAGGACCUUCUACUGUUUGGGAGCCAGUCUCUUCUGAUGAUGAAGAAUUCGAGGAUAUACGGCCGAUGACUCCGCCUAUGUCUCCCCCGUGCACUCCACGAGGUAAGAGCCUUACCUAUCCCGGAGUGGCUUGGGAUCAAGAUCUGAACUUCACAACAGGCGCCAGAUCUAAGGAGAAUGAGUCCGUCAACAUGGAGAUCCAGCGGCCCAAACUGGGUGACACGCCUUUGCAAAACAUUCAUCCGGCCCCCUCCACUUCACCGCAGUUACGGGCACGCAAAGUACAACGUCAAAGACAACGUCGAACUCUACUACCGGUCUCUGGGCGGUCAAAAGCUUCGAAGACUACCGCUUUCUACGAACUCGCUCAUGAUAACAAAACAAGCCGACGCGUCUCCAGUAUUGCUCCGAUGGGUCCUCCAAAGUCCCCCGGCUUAAAGCAGCCAAAUAAAUCAUCUCCACAACAAAAACCUCGAUCCGCCUAUCGAGUUCAGAAGAGAUGA